AACACCAGUUUAAUGCUCGCGAAAGUGAUUGGGGUUUCACAUCUUUUAUGCCUCUUAGUGAACUGUACGAUCCUGGCAGAGGCUAUCUUGCGAAUGAUACAUGUAUAAUUGAAGCCGAGGUUGCUGUUCGUAGGGUUGUUGAUUACUGGGCAUAUGACUCAAAGAAGGAGACUGGUUUUGUGGGCCUGAAAAACCAAGGAGCAACUUGUUACAUGAACUCUCUCCUCCAGACCCUAUAUCACAUACCUUACUUCAGGAAGGCCGUGUAUCACAUGCCCACAACUGAGAAUGAUUUACCAUCUGCAAGCAUUCCUUUGGCUCUGCAGAGUUUAUUUUAUAAGCUCCAGUAUAAUGAUAGUAGUGUUGCAACAAAUUGGUUAAAAUGA
Messenger RNA from Camellia sinensis, 386 nucleotides. Lineage: Eukaryota; Viridiplantae; Streptophyta; Magnoliopsida; Ericales; Theaceae. The record is from RefSeq and is a predicted model, not a curated record.